Molecule: messenger RNA, 562 nt
Organism: Lycium ferocissimum
Lineage: Eukaryota; Viridiplantae; Streptophyta; Magnoliopsida; Solanales; Solanaceae
Exons: 3
Coding region: 92-562 (156 amino acids)
Biological process (GO): regulation of cilium movement
Source: RefSeq, a predicted model, not a curated record
AGUGAAGCAAUUCAAAAGCAAAAUUGAGCAUAAGAAGAGUUCAGUCAGUUAGGAAGCUUCUAGAUGGUACGCAUACAUGUGAAGCACGCCAAUGGCGAGUUUCUCUUCGACUCUGAAACUACUUCAACAAUUGAUGAAAUCGGUAAACACAUUAUCGAAAUCGCUAAUCUCCAAUCGAAAAUUCAGUUCCUCGCCGUCAAAUUCCAGCCUCAUUUCUCCAAGCUUCAAAACGAUCCUAAAGGACCAGGUUAUACAUAACAAGCCUCUGUCACUUUAUGUACUAAGAGAUCACACAAGAAGCAUUGAGAAGGAAUUCUUGAUAACAUAUUCAGUAAUGGGAUUACCAAGUUCCGAUUUACAGCAGUUCUUGUCAGACUUGCAGCUCCUUGAAGAAAAUACAGUGCAACUUCUAUGGGCAGGAAAAGAGCUCACCAGAGGGAAAAAGUUGUGUGACUUUAUAGGAAGAAAUGAGAAGACAAAGGUACAUAAUUUUUUUCUCCACCUCACAAGGAUAUAUCAGUACACUAAGGGGUCGUUUGGUAUGAAGGAUAAACAUAAAUAG